Molecule: messenger RNA, 675 nt
Organism: Aspergillus clavatus NRRL 1
Lineage: Eukaryota; Fungi; Ascomycota; Eurotiomycetes; Eurotiales; Aspergillaceae
Product: pyridoxine/pyridoxamine 5'-phosphate oxidase
Exons: 1
Coding region: 1-675 (224 amino acids)
Biological process (GO): pyridoxine biosynthetic process
Molecular function (GO): FMN binding; pyridoxamine phosphate oxidase activity
Source: RefSeq, a predicted model, not a curated record
AUGGCAACCCACAUACCGCCUCUUAGGAAUAAACUUCGCAAUAUCAAAGUGCUGAGAGGCCCGUUUCCAGAGACAAACUUUGAUGAUUUUCCGGAUACACCUCAGCAGGCGUUUAUAGGGUGGCUUGACGAAGCAAUUCAAGCCGGGGUCAAAGAGGCGCACUCGAUGACACUCUCGACAGUUGAUGAACAUGGAUGGGCUGACGCUCGUGUGCUCAUCCUUAAAGAACUCGAUGAGCGUGGAUGGCACUUUGCCGCGAGAGGUGACAGCCCCAAAGCUUUCCAGAUCAAGCAGAACGCACACGUCGCCUUGACAUUUUAUUGGCCGGAGGUUGGUCGGUCGAUUAGAAUUCGAGGAAAGGCCAAUCAGUUACCAGACGAGGAGAGCCAAGAAGAUUUCUCUGAGCGGCCUCUCGGCUCGAGGAUGAGUGCGGUGGCAUCCAAGCAGAGUCAAAAACUUGAGAGUCGCGAUGUGCUUCUUCAACGUGUGGCGGAUGUUGAAGCUCAGAUGGCACAAGGUUCAUGCUCACUACCAAAGCUUGAUUGGAGGCUGUAUGCUGUUGAGCCUUUCGUGGUCGAAUUCUGGCAAGGCUCACAUGACCGUCUACAUCAGAGGGUACGGUUCCUUCCUGGAUCAGGUGGUGAUGGUUGGGUGAAGGAAUUGUUAUGGCCGUGA